UUGCAAAAAAAUUCAAAUUCACAUCGUUCAAUUAGGGUUGCGGUGGAACAACAGAUAAGUUCUUCCUAAAAUGCAUACACAAGUUAUUCAGCAUAUAAAAGGAAGAAGAUGACGUUUCAGAUUUAUUCGAUCGCAUCCUCAUCGCACACAAUGCGUUUCUCCUUUGCAAUCGUCCGAGUCUUCGCCCUCGUUACUGCUUUUGCAUCAUCAAUAUCUGCCAUGCCCACUGAUGCUAGCAUUGGGUACUGUCCCAUGUUUUGCCACAAACAGAGUGAAUGUAGUACCUGCAUCUACAACCAUUGCGUGAGUUUCAGUAGUUUGUGUCUUGGAUUUAAGCGCACGACUCACCGACAUGGAAGAGCUUCAUUGUAUGCACGGGUUGAACGUGACGUAAUAAGAACAUACUAACGGCCCAAUAUAUCGAAUAACUUCAAUUUUGAGUACAAGGUGGCGAUGAUGAGAUUAGACUCGGUUCACAGAGCAGAGAAAUAGAAGUUGAUCGAUGAUUUAAUUGCGGUGAUGAUGCGACGAUUAGUUUUGAGCGUUUUGUCUCUUGUUACUUGGAGCCUUCCACAACGAUGUAAAGCGGGAAAAACUUGGCCUGGAGAGAUGACGAUAGGACUGACGCGGGCCACAUUGAGGUCAUUCAGACACUGCGAUGUGCACCUCAAAAGAUGGGAGACCCACCCACAUUUCGAGACGUGAAACGCGGUGAGAAGCGGGGAUGCUUGUAACCAGGAAUGGAAUCUUUGAGCAGAGCCUGUCAACGAAGCGUGGGUUAUGCGCUGGCAAACAUCAAGAAGGUCGUUUCGGAGAUAU
Messenger RNA from Suillus discolor, 819 nucleotides. RefSeq lists its product as uncharacterized. Lineage: Eukaryota; Fungi; Basidiomycota; Agaricomycetes; Boletales; Suillaceae. The transcript has a single exon. The record is from RefSeq and is a predicted model, not a curated record. The coding region runs from base 109 to 408 and encodes 99 amino acids.